This is a messenger RNA of Athalia rosae (coleseed sawfly), 1092 nucleotides long. RefSeq names its product endocuticle structural glycoprotein SgAbd-3-like. The record is from RefSeq and is a predicted model, not a curated record. Gene Ontology annotation, cellular component: chitin-based extracellular matrix. NCBI's taxonomy places the organism in Eukaryota, Metazoa, Arthropoda, Insecta, Hymenoptera, Athaliidae. Gene Ontology annotation, molecular function: structural constituent of chitin-based larval cuticle. The transcript has 4 exons. Bases 19 to 576 code for a protein of 185 amino acids.
CAUUCUGCAGGGGCAGGGAUGACCCCUUUCACUGCACCAAGUUGCAUAGGCAGCGUAUAUAAGAGCCAUCGCCGCGAAGAAGAAUCACAAGUACAGACCCAACUGCAACUCGAGACUUUUCCGCCAAGAUCUCGUCUGAUUAUGUACACUGUUAAGGUGUUGAUGGUGGUCGCACUUUGUGCGACGCGGAGUCUCGCGGCGCCCCAACGUCCACCUCCGGGUGGUGCGGAUAAGGAUGCGGUGAUAACGUCUCAACAGCUCGACGUUAAUUUCGACGGAAAUUACGUUAACAACUUCGAAACCAGCAACGGGAUCAGCCAUCAAGAAUCGGGAUCGCCGAGACAAGUGGACGGACAGACUCCGGUGGUAUCCGCUGGUGCCGAUUCGUACGUGGCACCGGACGGACAGCAAGUCAGUUUUACCUGGACAGCUGACGAAAAUGGAUACGUAGUACAAGGAUCGCAUAUCCCGACGGCUCCGCCAAUACCUCCAGAAAUCCAAAGAGCUCUGGAAUGGAACGCGGCCCAUCCCGAGGAGGAGAACGAGGGUGUGAAACCACUACCCGGAAGAGGGUAAUCAGCGUGGAUUUCAACGUCUCUAACCUGACCUGAACAAACACCUGCUAGCCCCGGACACAACCGACCCCAAGCCCUGGACGCACCCACAAGAAUAAAUUUAGGUUUCAUAUUUACUAUAGAAUACACAUAACAAUGCAAAGCAGUUUUUUGAAAAAAAAAAGCGUGUGAUCAACGCGCGAUAACGUUAUUUUUGUAAAAAAAAAAAAAAACCCAAUCAACUAAAAAAGAAAAAAAAAAAAUAAUACUCAUAUAAUGUUCAAUGAAACGCCUAACAGCAACACGCUACUGUGCCAACGGAAAACGCGAAGUGCAACUGCAAAUGAACGUUGUAGGCCGGGCCCAGGUCUUCCGAUCAUUUUUCAGAUGCCGAUUAUCUAGACGUGCUAAUACAUUUUUGUACAUGCGUAUAGAUGAUGGUUCGUGUGAAUUGUACGCCAAUGCAAUACACACGAAUCUUAAGCGUAUAACUAGAUUGUGAUUUUUAUAUGUAAAUAAAGAAUUUACUUGAAGUUAA